AAAUCCCUUCUCACUGGCAUGCUUCAAGUAGAUGGGAAAACCUAUACUAUUAUAGGCCUACAUUGGUAUAUGCGUCGGUAGAUUAGUGCUCCUCGUGGUAGUCACUGAUUCUAAUUUUCAUCACAAUUCCGGAUUUUCGACAAUGUCACGUCAAUACUGAGUAAAUAACAGAUGCAGCUUCUACGUGCGUGACCUACUGGCCAUAGGACGAGCCGGCACGUGGCAGUUCAGAAUAUAAACACGUGCGUAGUUUAUGGCUUCGAGAUACCUGUUUUCGACACAUUCCGUUUUGGUCUCAUUACAAAUUUAAGCGACACAUCAACAAUGACGUGGAUUAGAUGUCAAGUCUGUGAGGAAGAAACAUCUAAAUAUAGAUGUCCGAAGUGUGCCCUGCAGUAUUGCUGUGUUAGCUGUUACAAAAACCACAGAGAAACAAAGUGUGUAUCACUGCAAGAGAAAAUAAAAACAGAGUCUAUAUCCACUUUGGUAUCACACAAUAUCCAGCCAAGCAAAGAAAUUGAUGUCUUUUUCAAACCGGAGGACGAGGAGGAGGCAACAGAGGACACAAUGUCCAUACAACAGCUACGAGAGUUAGGCGAGUGUCCAGACCUUCACCAGCUAUUGGAGAAUCCUCAUUUACGUGACUUGAUGACUGGACUAACAAGGGCAGACAACCCUAGAACAGCCAUGGAUAAAGCCAUGCAGGAACCAAUCUUCACCGAGUUUGUGGAUCAGUGUUUAAGUAUUGUUGAGGACAAGGAUUGUGAGGAUUCCCUACCCUGGUCCUGAAUCUGUUGACCGGAGACUGUUGUACAUUUUAUAGGACAAGGACUGGCUACAAAAAAAUGUACCCUGGUCCUGAGUCUGUCGACCGGAGACUGUUGUACAUUUUAAAGGACAACGACUGGCUACCCUGGUCCUGAAUCUGUUGACUGGAGACUGUUGUACAUUUUAUAGGACAAAGACUGGCUACCCUGGUCCUGAGUCUGUCGACCGGAGACUGUUGUACAUUUUAUAGGACAAGGACUGGCUACCCUGGUCCUGAAUCUGUUGACUGGAGACUGUUGUGCAUUUUAUAGGACAAGGACUGGCUACCCUGGUCCCGAGUCUGUCGACAGGAAACUACUGUGCAAGGACUGGCUACCCUGGUCCUGAGUCUGUCGACCGGAGACUGCUGUGCAAUUGCUGAUUUAGGAAUAGAACUGCAUUCUGAUGGCAAUCACAGUGAAUAUAAAUGUCAUGCUGAAGUGACAAGUUCUGUAAGGGACACUUAAUCAGUUAUAUUUCAUGUUUGUUUUUUCUGUCUGGCAGGGAUGUGAAUGGUGAUCUCUAAAGUGAUUUGUUAAUUCAUCUCAAUAAAAUGUUCAACUUUUCGACAAAA
This is a messenger RNA of Pecten maximus, 1381 nucleotides long. Its product is annotated as zinc finger HIT domain-containing protein 3-like. Gene Ontology annotation, biological process: snoRNA localization; maturation of LSU-rRNA from tricistronic rRNA transcript (SSU-rRNA, 5.8S rRNA, LSU-rRNA); box C/D snoRNP assembly. NCBI's taxonomy places the organism in Eukaryota, Metazoa, Mollusca, Bivalvia, Pectinida, Pectinidae. Bases 325 to 789 code for a protein of 154 amino acids. The record is from RefSeq and is a predicted model, not a curated record. Gene Ontology annotation, molecular function: protein binding. The transcript is spliced from 6 exons. Gene Ontology annotation, cellular component: pre-snoRNP complex; nucleus.